Molecule: messenger RNA, 1329 nt
Organism: Bactrocera tryoni
Lineage: Eukaryota; Metazoa; Arthropoda; Insecta; Diptera; Tephritidae
Gene: ppk31
Product: pickpocket protein 19
Exons: 8
Coding region: 34-1290 (418 amino acids)
Biological process (GO): sodium ion transmembrane transport
Cellular component (GO): membrane
Molecular function (GO): ligand-gated sodium channel activity
Source: RefSeq, a predicted model, not a curated record
ACUGAGUCCUGCUGGCAGUUACUAUGAUCGAUAAUGGCGACUUCGCUGCGUUUAAUUCUAAAAUAUUCAUUUCUGUUGCUGUCUUCUUACUACACCCUGCCGUUUCUGGUGAAACUCUGUGUGGGACUUCUUAAUAAUUUCUUCGCCUCAUCCGUAUCCUUCAAUAUGGAUACGCUUUUCAUCAACUGGAACACCUCCUUUCCGGCCAUAACCGUUUGUGAGAUCUACAAUGGCGAGAAAAUUUGGGACGUGAGCGAGCAGUAUUUCGGCGCGAAUCACGAUCUGCAAUUGGACGAUUUUGUCGGUGAAGUGGUCUUUUUCCGUGGCACCUGUACCACAUGCGAUAGAUGCGAUUAUUUGAAAUGCCCACAGAACAUCACCGAGCUCUUGACACGGUUUCGCGGUAAAUGCGCACAGUUGUUGCUCAAUUGUAGAUAUAUAAAUAAACCGUUCAAUUGUUGCGACGAAUUUCUGCCGAUUCAAACCGAAUAUGGCAUUUGCUUUGCGUUCAACUCGAAUCAGGCACGUAAAAGCGCACAAAUGCAUUUCGCCAGUAGUCGUGAAACCGGUCCUGGCAUAUUGAAAUUUGAUGCCUCUGCGGACAUUCAGCUGCAUAUACAUCAACCCAUUGAUAUUCCACUUCCCUUCUUUGAGAGUACGAUUCGUGAAACAGUGUUGCUUGGCAGCACCAAAGAGAUCGUCAUCAAUGUCAUGGAGGUGUAUAACCAUCCCAGCGUGUAUCAACUCACGCUAGAUCAGCGUCGGUGCCGCUUCAGCAACGAACCCACAGAUUGGGGACUUGAAGUGGGUCUCUAUGAGUUCUAUAGCUAUUCCACUUGUAUUGUAGAGUGCGGUCUUAAAGCGCAGCUGGAACAUUGCAAUUGCAGCAGCCAUUUUCUAGCACCUGCAAUGAAACCGCAAAGUGGAUCUGUGCCCAUGUGCGAUUAUCGCGGCUUGAGUUGUCUCACAAAAUAUUAUGAGGACAUACAACUGGAGCGCAAAUCGUGUGAUUGUAUGAGUUCAUGUGAAGAACCUGAAUACACUAUAGUUUACAGUUCGCCGGAUGCUGACGGUGAAAGUAGUCUGGAGGUGACACAGGUGCAUAUCGCACUCAUUGAUCUACCAACGCAGCGUUAUAUUCGACGGGUCACCAAGACACCACUGGACUUGUUAAUUUUAAUUGGUGGCAUAGUUGGGCUUUUCUUUAACGCCUCCAUUGUGCGACUCAUUGAAGUUAUAUUUUUAAUCAAAGAGUACAACUGGAAUGGUUUAUGCAGCAGGAACAAAUAGGAGCGUAUUUAUGCACAAAAAAAAAUUUUCACAACAAUA